Momordica charantia (bitter melon) is the source of this 1958-nucleotide messenger RNA. RefSeq names its product protein NTM1-like 9. Gene Ontology annotation, biological process: regulation of DNA-templated transcription. The record is from RefSeq and is a predicted model, not a curated record. Lineage: Eukaryota; Viridiplantae; Streptophyta; Magnoliopsida; Cucurbitales; Cucurbitaceae. Gene Ontology annotation, molecular function: DNA binding.
GGCCGGUGGGGUAGAUGGUGCGGGUGGGAUCCAUUUCCAUUGGCGCACCAAGCCAACCCGAGUCUCUUAAGUGAGUGUCACAAAGCAAGUAACUUCUGCAGGAAGUCGAACAUCACCAUCGUUCAUUCAACCUAAGUCUCCUUUCCUGCUCCUACUCCGUUGUUAUUAUACAUGCAUUUAGAUUUAGACAUCCACCGACGCUCUUGCAAGUUGCUACCUAAUUCAUGGCCUUUCCUCCUAAUGUCUGCCAGUGGCCGAUUGGUUUUGGAUUCCGUCCCACGGAGGAGGAGCUCAUUACUCACUACCUAAAGAACAAGAUGCUUGGCCACGAUUCUCUUGUUCCAUGGAUCCGUGAGAUUGAUCUCUACAAUUACGAUCCCUGGGAACUCCCUAAGGAAUCGGUUUUCGAGUCUGAUAAUUAUGAGUGGUUUUUCUUCCGGUCCCAACCCACCAAUGGUCGUGGCCCCAAAACUAAGAGGACCACACGGACUGGCUACUGGAAAUCCACGGGUGAGGACCGCAAAAUCAAGGCUCGAGGAACCAACAAAGUGAUCGCAAAUAGAAAAAUUUUGGUGUUCCAUCGAGGCCGGAGUCCUAAGGGAGUAAAGACCAACUGGAUCAUACACGAGUAUCACCUUCACCCAGACACUAACAUCGCAUACCAGCGGCAAUUCGUCAUAUGUCGCUUGAAGGAAAAUGCAGAAGAGAAAGAUGUUUCCACUUGUGAUCAGAACAGCAGUGUUGCUUCUCACUUGAAAGAUGAAGUCACAGCAAUCCGGGAGAUGUACACAAACAACCCAACAAAUGAAAAAUCAGUCCUAGGACCACCUGCUUUGACAGAUAUUCAACCAGCCAACGCCUAUAAUGGUGAAGUAAAUAGGCAAUCAGUACGGGCUACAGCUUCUGAAAGUGAAGUUGGUCUCACAGAGUGGUUGAACUCACUUCCGGAUGAAUGCUUUGAUGAUGCGACCUCAAAGAUGUGCAGAUCCCCAGGGCAUUGCGAACCAGACCCAACUUUAAUGGAUUUUCAACCUGCCAAUGGCAAUGAUGGUGAAGUAAAUAACCAAUUAUUGCAGCCUGGAGCUUCUGAGAGCCAAGUUAAUCUCACUGAGAUCUUCGACAAAGUCUUGUUGGAGGAUGAAAAAUGUGACGAGGUGACAUCAAAGAUCUGCAUUGAUACCUACAACGAUGAGGAAUUGGAUAACAUGGUUCUUGAACUUCAAUGCGGUGGAUUUAGCAGUGACAUUGUUAAUGACGCAGCAUACGGGUGGCAGAAUAAUCACAGUUCUCCAAGCUGGUUUCAUGAAUGUACGAGUUCAACAAUCAAACAGUUUCGUAGAAGCCCUCUCACUGUAAAGCGUUUUCGGUACAAGGAGGAAAAAGAUAUCUACUGUCUCGAUGAGUUGCAAGGGAAUUCCCGUGUCCUUUCUGGUGAAGGUGAAGCUCGAAUGUGUGGCAUUUCCUGGGACAAUUACCACUCUGAUCAUGGAUCAAGAAUAUGUCAACCAAAAUCCAGUAACACUGUAUCCUGUGGAGUCCGAUUGAAGAGGGAAAUUAAGAGUGAAGGAAUAUCCCAAGACAAGGCAAAAGAAGUUGAAAAACACAUAGAAGUUGUCACUUCACCCCAGCUAUCGAUGACAGAUUCUAAUAACGGGCUGAAAAGUGAAGCAGGCCAUAAAGCAACCAAGUGUGGGGUGUCAUGUUGUGUAUAUACUAAGCAAGCAAGAAAUGUUUUCUCAUAUAUCCUCACUACAAAAUGCAUUCAACACAACUCAAGUCUCCCACUGGUGUAUUUUGCUAAAGCAUUUCUAGGCGUCGUAAUGUUCGUAAUGUUUGCUCAAGAAAUUCUGCUAUUUGGACAAUGGUGAUAAAGAUUGGCACCCAUUUCUUGAUGGCAGUUAUUUUAUAACGAGGUAAAAUACUAUUUGGUCCAUGAAAUGAGUGUCUUAGACCUUAAA